GUGCCGCCGCGCGGCUCGUCAGUGCUGCUGGGCGCCGCGUUGGGUUCGGGCCGGGGAGCUGCGUUCUUGCUGCUGCCGUUUGGUUGUGGCUAUGGGUUCCCGGGCGUCUACGCUGCUGAGGGAUGAGGAGAUCGAAGAGAUCAAGAAGGAGACGGGCUUCUCCCACAGUCAAAUCACUCGCUUGUACAGUCGCUUCACCAGCCUAGACAAAGGAGAAAAUGGCACUCUUUGCCGUGAAGACUUCCAGCGGAUUCCAGAGCUUGCCAUCAAUCCUCUGGGAGACCGAAUUAUCAAUGCCUUCUUUACAGAGGGGGAGGACCAAGUGAAUUUCCGUGGAUUCAUGAGGACAUUAGCCCACUUCCGGCCCAUAGAAGAUAAUGAGAAGAGCAAAGACCAGAAUGGACCAGAACCACUGAACAGCCGAAGUAACAAGCUCCACUUUGCUUUUCGGUUAUAUGAUCUAGAUAAAGAUAACAAGAUUUCCAGGGAUGAGCUUCUUCAGGUGUUACGGAUGAUGGUUGGUGUCAACAUCUCAGAUGAGCAGCUUGGCAGCAUUGCUGACAGGACAAUCCAGGAAGCUGAUCAAGAUGGGGAUUGCGCCAUCUCCUUUGCAGAGUUUGUAAAGGUUUUGGAGAAGGUGGACGUAGAGCAGAAAAUGAGUAUUCGAUUUCUUCACUGAUGGAUGGAGAACCUCUUCCUUUCUACCCCUUCUAUACAUUGAAUAGAACUUCAUUAUUUCCUUACCACCUUCCCCCAGAGCAUUAUUACUGGUGCAUAUAAAAUACAUCUCCAACCCUUCACUGGUUUGUUCUACCAAUGCGAACAUUUCCCUGUGCAUCGGGAACUAAGAGAAAUAGCUGCCAUGGAACUUGGAAAGGAGCAUUAAAAAGUCCUUCCAUUUUUAAUUUCUUCCCUUGUCUCCUUUUUCAUAUGAGUAAAUGUUUCUCCUUCC
Messenger RNA from Numida meleagris (helmeted guineafowl), 952 nucleotides. RefSeq names its product calcineurin like EF-hand protein 1 (gene CHP1). The record is from RefSeq and is a predicted model, not a curated record. The transcript has 7 exons. Gene Ontology annotation, molecular function: calcium ion binding. Bases 92 to 679 code for a protein of 195 amino acids. Lineage: Eukaryota; Metazoa; Chordata; Aves; Galliformes; Numididae.